AUGACGGCAAUUCCAAUCACAAUUGUCACCCCAGGUCUUCACACCCAUAAAGCCACAGAUGUACCUGAGUAUCCUUUCACAAACCUCUCUACUGAAAGCCCCGUUUGUGUAACCACCAUCCGCCCCGGCAUGAUUUCUCACUCCACGCAGACCGAUAUUGAAGACUUUGAGGCACCAAGUUUUACUCAGAGGCAAUCACCAAUUCAUUCCCGUUCUCCCUCUCAAACUCGCAAGCCUGCGCAUCAUCAAAGUUGGGCCGAGCAAAUUCGAACGCACCUGACCAGUCCACACUCUCAACAACAUACGCCUCUGGCGACAGAUGCAGCAGGCCAUCCAUUACUCGCACCACCCGGCCUAGAGACUCCACGGCGUCCAGCCACACCAAGAGCAGAUCUCUACAGAGGUCAGGAGGAAGCAAACUUUGGUAUGACGUUUGAUGGGGCCCAGAAUGUACAUAUGCGUAAGGCCAAACCCACUCCUUGCGCUUUCAAGUAUGAGGAUCAGAAACAUCGCAUGAUGAUGGAUUGGCUGGAACGGCGAGGU
Exophiala aquamarina CBS 119918 is the source of this 543-nucleotide messenger RNA. RefSeq lists its product as uncharacterized. Lineage: Eukaryota; Fungi; Ascomycota; Eurotiomycetes; Chaetothyriales; Herpotrichiellaceae. The record is from RefSeq and is a predicted model, not a curated record. The transcript has a single exon. The annotation marks the transcript as partial.